AUGAGGUUCUCGUCCGUCGCCAUCGCCACCUGUCGCUUCCUGCAAUGCCAGGCAGUAUUUGUUUUCCAGACCAAGCUCGACCCAUCGCAGCUGGAAGAAGCCUUCCAGCGACUCCUCAUGGCGUGGCCAGAUCUUCGAGCCCGCGUCAACCUGCAGUGGACCGGGUCCUGCCCAUCAGCCGACACGGCGGGACAUUGGCAGUCGCGAGUGAUAGACGCACCGCUAAGGGACUGUGUCUCGCUCGACCAGAUGACGGAGCAGGAGCUAGAGCCAUCCGAAUACGCGCGCUUGGAGCAGCUCUUUCGGUUCGGCUGGUCGCUCCGCUCGCUGUUGUUCCCGCCGGUUCUUCUGGCUGAUAUUGCGAUCAACCCUGAAGGUCUUUACAGGAUCCUCUCCGCCUACACCGCAAUCCUGCGGGGCGAGACCAUCGACCCAAUCGUGGAAGAACCGCGACCGAACAAGAUCGUAUUCAAGCCCCCCAAGGAGACGAGCAGUGCGCUCUACACGCAUGAACCGCUCGGGAGCCGGCUGCACGAGUCGACAACCCAGCACUGGGCCUCCGGAUGGCUGGGCAAUAUCAUCUUUGCCCUCUGGCACUGGCUGGUCCGCGCCACCUUUGCAUACAAGCCUCGUGCGCGUCGCACCAUGCACAUCCCCGGUGCGGCGGUCGAUCGCCUGCACGAUCGUGCAGCCCAGCAGGGGCUCGCGGUGACGCGACACGAUCUCGUCAUGGCCAUCAUAGCUCAGGCCGCUCUGCAAGCAUACCCCCACCUGCACCCGGCAGCGAUCGCAUUCGUCUACAACUUCCGCAGACACCUCGACCAACCCGCGCAACUCCAAAAUACCUCAUGGCUAGUCUCGAUCCCUCUGCCGACGCGGCCAAACAAGCCCAUCAUGCUUGACGAUAGCGAUGACGACGAGGAGGAGGAUGAUGAAGACGAUCGACUCCUGAUGCUAGCGUCCUGCGUCCGCGACGCCGUCAGAACAGUCCGCACCCCGGAGUGCCUGGAGCUCUUCCGCCAAGCUCACACAGCCAUGGGACCGUGGCGGCCCUUCCGGCCGGCCCUGCGGCACCCGAACCACCCGAACACUCUCGUCUCAUCGUCUUCCCAGCUACCGUGGUACAGUCUCUGCUUCGGCGGCGGGCCCGAGACCAGGCCGUUUUACGCGAGCAUGGCUGUCGGCUUGAUCGAUCUCUGGGGGUUUAUCGGGCUGAGUGUCCAUGACUGGAUCCUGACGAGUAAGGAUCGCGAGGACCGCGGGUAUUUUCUGUAUGGGUCGUUGCAUGCGGAGCAUUGGGCGCAGUUGAGGCGGGGUUGUGCGCGGUUGGUGGGUGGGUGA
Molecule: messenger RNA, 1341 nt
Organism: Aspergillus fijiensis CBS 313.89
Lineage: Eukaryota; Fungi; Ascomycota; Eurotiomycetes; Eurotiales; Aspergillaceae
Exons: 3
Coding region: 1-1341 (446 amino acids)
Source: RefSeq, a predicted model, not a curated record